Messenger RNA from Sus scrofa (pig), 3773 nucleotides. It is a transcript of the gene PHF21B, whose product is annotated as PHD finger protein 21B. The record is from RefSeq and is a predicted model, not a curated record. NCBI's taxonomy places the organism in Eukaryota, Metazoa, Chordata, Mammalia, Artiodactyla, Suidae.
AUUAGCAUCGUGCCGAGGCACAACUUUGCCGAGGCCCAGCGAGAUCCAGGCGCGCGCCGGAGGAAAUAUAGUCCCUGCCGGCUGGUGGCUCGCGCGGGCGGCGGCGGCCGAGGGGCGGGCGCGCGCGGGGCUGCGCGGAGCUCCCGGCGCCUGGGGGCCAUGCGCCGGGCCGCGCCGGCAGCCCGGGGACCCGGCGCAACUUGCCGGGCAGCCUGAGGAGUUGGGGCGGCCGCGGGCUCGGCGCCGCGGCGCCCGGCCGCCUUUCUUCCCCCUUGCCAGACCCCUCCUUCCCUUUCGGCCGUGGGGGAGGGGGCUCGUGUCGCCCCCCCUUCCCCGGAGACCCAGUCCAUCCCCGUCCGCCCCCUCCCCGGCGGAGCCGCGCAACUUCCCGGGAGCCGGGGCCAAAGUGAGCGUAAAGUGCCGCCCAAGUUGCCGGGAUGGAGCUGCAAAGCCGGCCCGAGGCGCUCGCCGUGGAACUCGCGCGCCACCAGAACGGCGACCUCAAGAAACAGCUCCACGAGAGGCAGCCGCGGAUCGCCGCGCUCAGCGACAAACAAGCUUUGGGAACCAUCACUGCAGUGCCUGUCACGGGUCCUCAGGUCAGCUCCUUGCAGAGGUUGGCUGGGCAAGGAGCGGCAGUGCUACCUCAGGUUAGGCCAAAGACUCUGAUUCCAGACAGCCUCCCCGUCACCCCCGGCCGGGACCGGCCCCCCAAGCAGCCCCCGACCUUCCAGAAGGCCACCGUGGUCAGUAUCAAGAACCCCAGCCCGGCCCUCCCCACUGCCAACAACACCGUGAGCCAUGUGCCAACGCCCGGCAGCCAGCCCCAGGCCCUCGCCGAGCCCGCCGCCAUCACCUCGCCGCUGAGCAGCGCCGGGGUGGCCUAUGCCAUCAUCUCCACCGCCCCCAGCCAUGCCGCCGCCAUCGCCCCCAGCACCGCCGUGUCGGCGGUCAGCGACAGCAUCAAAGUCCAGCCCCUCCUCAUCAGUGCCGACAACCAGGUCAUCAUCCUUCAGCCUCAAGUGCAGACGCAGCCUGAGAGCACGGCGGAGUCGCGGCCGCCCACGGAGGAGCCAUCUCAGGGAGCUCAGGCCACCAAAAAGAAGACGGAAGACCGGCCCCCAAGCCAGGAGAACCCCGAGAAAAUUGCCUUCAUGGUAGCGCUGGGCCUGGUUACGACGGAGCACUUGGAAGAAAUCCAGAGCAAGCGCCAAGAGCGGAAGAGAAGAAGCACAGCCAACCCGGCCUACAGCGGCCUCCUGGAGACAGAGAGGAAGCGGCUGGCGUCCAACUUUCUCAACACUCCCCUGUUCCUCACAGCAAGAGCCAAUGAGGACCCCUGCUGGAAGAGCGAGAUCGCCCACGAUGAGCACUGUGCCACCUGCAAGCGGGGGGCCAACCUGCAGCCCUGCGGCACCUGCCCGGGGGCCUACCACCUCAGCUGCCUGGACCCGCCCCUCAAGACAGCGCCCAAGGGCGUGUGGGUGUGCCCCAAGUGCCAGCAGAAGGCCUUAAAGAAAGAUGAAGGUGUGCCCUGGACCGGAAUGCUGGCCAUCGUGCACUCCUACGUCACCCACAAGACAGUCAAAGAAGAGGAGAAGCAGAAGCUGCUGCAAAGGGGCAGCGAGCUGCAGAGCGAGCACCAGCAGCUGGAGGAGCGGGACCGGCGCCUGGCGUCAGCGGUGAAGAAAUGCCUGGAGCUGAAGACGAGCCUGCUGGCCCAGCAGAGGGGCACCCAGUCGUCCUUGGACCGCCUGCGGGCCCUCCUGAGACUGAUUCAGGGCGAGCAGAUGCUCCAGGUCACCGUGACAACCGCCAGCCCCGCCCCGCUGCUGGCCGGGCCCUGGACCAAGCCCUCAGCAGCAGCCAUGCACUCUGCCCUCCAGCAGCCCCAGGGACACAACUGAGCCCAGGGACCUGUCUUCACCCCUAUGGAGAGUCUCCGGGACCCUGCUCACAAGACCUGAGGGUUCUAUCAGCCUUAAUUCACAAACACGAUGAGUUUCAGACAAAAGUAAAACCAGACGGAGGCAGGAGAGGAGGGAGGAGGAGCUGGGUGAGAGUCCUCGAGCCAGACGGGGUUGGGGUGGGGCCCCAGGCCCCUCACUGGCAGACGGGCCGCCCAGAAGCCAGGCGGGGGAGCACCCAGUCAGCUCCCGGCCAUCAGGGGGUGGCCCAGGGCUCCGGCUUCCAGGCACAGCUGUCUCCUGGGCCUCGUGCCACACCUGUGGGACAGAGAAGGGCCGAGGCUGUGGAGGGGCCAGGAGGACCGCAGUCCAGGCCCCCACGCCGAGGGCCGAGGCACCCUGCGGGAGGGGAGCCCCGGGCUGGGUAGCUGGGUAGUAGAGGUAGCUGGGGCGAAGUGGGUAGCAGAUCUAGGUAGACCCCGCCGCCUCCCAGAAGGCCCGGCCCGCCGUCAGUGUUACUAGCAUAUGGAGUCGCAGCAGUUCAACUUGAAGGAUGCCCCCGAGGGGAGGGGUGCUGCCACCGCAGCCAGCCCUCCGUCCUGGGGGCGCCCUCGCCACGCCCUGCUCCUCUGCCGACUUCGUGGACUCCUCUCGCUCUGAUGUCGUUUCCUUGCGGCGUCUUUGGGCGGGAUGGAUGGAGCGGCAGCCCUGCCAGGGAGGCGUGUGGCAGGUUUUCUAUUUGGGGUUGAAUUGUUGAGCAUAAGGACAGAAGCCUUUUCUUGUCUCUUCUCGAAGAGCCGAUAGAGUGUUCCACUCCUCUUUUCUUGCCAGUUCAGACACUAUGCCAAAAAAAUAACUUUACAUUUUUGUAUGGCGUUUUUAUUGUGAGACAUUUAAUGAGAAGGGGACACGUGCUGACUGCUUCUCCUGCUCACAGCGGUCUCUGCUGCCAGAGAUGAAUGGAAAACCCCUUGGGGGGGGAAGCUGCCAAACUGGAGGGAUCCAGAGGGUUUUCUUAAGAAUCGGGGUGAGGGUGGGGGAGGAAGAGCGGGCGGCGGCCUCGGGAGCCUGGAGGGUCCCUCUUCCUGCUGCCUCCCCGGGAGCGGCGGCGGCCCGCCGUCUACAAAGGGCUCCCGCGUCCAGGGUGGGGGCUGCUCGGACUCCUGGUGCGCACCAGCCUCUCCAGUCCCCGAGGGACUUGGCACAACAGGAUAAGCACCCGGGGGAGCCACUGGGCUCCCGCCCCCAGCAUAUCACACGGUGCCGAACUGCAUCGAACACACGUGUGCACGCACACGUGGCCCCAGACACGCGCGCGCGCACACACACACACGCACACACGCUGCCAGGUGCAGAGCAAGGAGGCUGGCCGGAAUCCCAAGACUGCCACGGUCCCUCCUGUCAUUUUCACGACUCCGGGAGAAACUGUGCUGUACGAUACAGAUCUAUUUUAAUACACUCGACACUGGGUUGAACAAGAUUUUUAUAUUCUUUUAUUGAUGAACAAGGUGAACUGUGAGACACACAUCUUAUAUAUUGGUUACUCUGGAUGCCAAUUAUGCAUUACCGCGUGGCUUGUGGUGUAAAUGUCUUCAGCUUCCAGUUUUUCUCUUGGUUUGUUUAUUCUUCUUGGAUGGAUUGGGUUACUUUUUUUUUUUUUUUUUUUUUUUUUUUAAUGUCAUGGGAGGAUCUGAAAGGUUGGACCCGGGAGGGGUAGCUGCCGCUGUGUCUUGAGACUUAGUUUUUUGGACCCGGGAGGACCGGCCAGUGGAUAGUGAGGAUAGAGAAGUUGUUUGUCUUUAAUACGCGAGGUGUAGUUUUCCUUCUGUACGAUGCAUUAAACUCGAUGGAUGAUUUCAAAGCCCA